AUGGUCCGAAAACCGGAGCUAGUGGAGUGGACAGACACCUCUGCUCCCGACCCUCGAUUGCUGGUUCACAUCAAAGCGCAUCGGAAUGUCGUCCCCGUACCGUCCCAUUGGUCUUUAAAGCGUGAAUACCUGUCGUCAAAGCGAGGUAUCGAGAAGGCGCCUUUCUCUCUACCUAAGUUUAUUCAAGAGACAGGAAUUUCGGAAAUGCGCGAUGCUGCCCUAGAGAAACAAGAACAAGCAACUCUCAAACAAAAGCAGCGCGAAAGGGUCCAACCGAAGAUGGGAAGACUUGAUAUUGAUUAUCAGAAGUUAUACGAGGCAUUCUUUCGUUUCCAGACUAAGCCCGAGUUGACUCGAUAUGGCGAAGUUUACUAUGAAGGAAAGGAGUUUGAGACCAACCAACGCCAUCUACGCCCAGGGGAGCUCAGCCCCGAACUGAAGGAGGCCCUCAAUAUGCCACCUGGUGCUCCUCCACCAUGGCUAAUCAACCAACAACGCUAUGGCCCGCCCCCCUCUUACCCAGCUUUGAAGAUUCCAGGCCUCAAUGCCCCUCCGCCCCCCGGAGCUAUGUGGGGUUACCACCCUGGUGGCUAUGGGAAACCUCCUGUCGAUGAGCACAAUCGGCCUUUAUAUGGAGGCGACAUCUUUGGUGUAUUGCAGCCCCAACAAGCCGUGCAACAAGGUGAGCCUGUUGAGAGGGACCUCUGGGGUGAGCUACAAGAACCGGAAUUAUCGGAGGAAGAGAGUGAGGAUGAGGAGGAAGAAAUGGACGAGGAAGACAUAGACACUGGGCUACAGACCCCUAGUGGUCUGGAAACUCCAAGUGGUCUGGUAUCAGCUGUACCGUCCGAACUGACUGGUAUAGAAAGUGCAUCAGGAGAGUUUGACGUACGCAAGCAGUACCGUGGAACUCAGACAGAGGAGGUCAGCCAUCGAAGUGCGUUCCACGUCAUCCCUGAACUCCAAACACAGGUAGAGGGCUUCUUUGGAGGCGACAGGGUAUACGACCUGCGCCAGCCUCCAGAAAACUUGCCUGUGCUUGGUGCUGAGGACCAGACUCGUAAGCGCAAGAAACCUGGUGAUGUCGAUGUAUCUGUGGAUCUAGACGAAUUGCAGAGUGGUGAUGGGAUGAACAAGGAUAAUCUCAAGCGGCUUUACGAGUCUCAGAGACAACAAGAGAACAAUCCGAACUGGGAAUUCCAGGAAGACCUCAGUGAUAUGAUAGCGCACGAGAGCCGAAAACGACUCAAACCUGAGAAGCGAGCCAAACAUUGA
Aspergillus calidoustus is the source of this 1275-nucleotide messenger RNA. The record is from the annotation of a GenBank genome assembly. NCBI's taxonomy places the organism in Eukaryota, Fungi, Ascomycota, Eurotiomycetes, Eurotiales, Aspergillaceae.